UGACGGAACUGAGGGAGCAAGUCUUGUCUUACAUGAGGCGAAUAUUCCAUUGUAACUACGUUAUAUCAUCAUAUUGAAAUUUCUUUCUGUAAUGUAUUUGAUAACUAGUCGCAGAUAAAUAGACAUGGAAACCAGUGUGUCAGGUGUGAGUGUUUCGCCUGCUUUUGUGGAAUUUUUAGACGUUAAAGCUGGCGAAACUUAUCGGGCAAAUGUAACAGUGAAAAACGUUGGUAAAAGCAGCAAAAGUAUACGGCUUUAUGGCCCCUCUUCACUUUUCUUACAGUUUGCUCCUUCCUGUUAUCUUGAGAUCCAGCCAGAAGUUGACUUUGGUACUGUUAUUGCAAACAGUAAAGUUAUCUACAAAGAAAUUGAAAUCAAGAAUCAUGGAUCAGCUCCAGGUGCAUUUAAAAUAAAGUAUAAAGGAAAUCUGCCUGUUAAUAUUAUGCCCAGCAAUGGAAUUGUGCAACCAAAAACAUCACAGUUAGUAAAAGUAGAGCUCUGCACCACCAUAUCAAAAAUCAUAAGUGAAGUAGCUGAAGUGAAACUGCAAGGCUGUGAUGAUACAGUUUUAAGUAUUGAAGCCAAUGUAGUGAAGCAAAUGCUUGAACUAAGGGAUCCUUAUCAAAAGAAGCUGGAGUGCAUUCGGUUUGGGUCUGCAUAUUUUGGAACAACAAAAGUGGAACAAGCAGUACUGUGCAACAACAGUCCAGAAGCCAUCAACUGGAUUGCAGUGCUGGAGGAUGAUGCCAUUGGUGGUGAAAUGGGUGUAGACUUGGAAAAAUGUACUGAUGUUGCUCUGAUAGACAUGGAGCUGGGUAUACAUGAAAAGUGCUCAGAUGUUACCACCAUAAUAUCGUGUAUCCCAAAUCAAGGAGUUCUAGAACCUUUUCAACAAACAUCUAUUUCCUUGUGCUUCACUCCAAAAGACUGCAGGCAGCAGAUGGUAUUGGUCAUGGAUAAUGAAGUUCACCCACGCCAAGAUUAUGCCCUUUUUAUGAGAUUUGAAAUUGUAGGCAGCAAAGACAACUUUCUUCUGGAUUGCAUGCCUGGCAGUUGUGGGAAAGGUAAAGACCAACGUUUUGCGGAGUUGGCACUUACUGGCACUGGGUUUCCUGUUCAGCUGACUUUUUCUACAGGACUGAAUUACAGUUUCAGUGAGUGUUUGCCAGGGGAACACACUGUGACUCCAUGCAUUUUAAAAAAUGAAAACCAGGUGCUACCUGUUACCUUCAGUUUUUGUAAGACUGCUCAUUUCAAUAUCUCCCCUUCAAAAGGAAAAAUUGAACCUGGAUUCUCACAGAAUUUGGUCAUUUCUUUUGUUCCACAUCAAGUGGGGACCUUCAAAGUUAAACAGGAAGUCAGUAUCACUGGCCCUGUGCUACUGGAAAAUGAACCUGGUAAUCUGAAAACUCAGCCUUUCCAUCAAAUUUACCUUAAUUUUAUUGGUAUUUGCAAACCUACAGCAAAGAAGAUUGAGCCCAAAAUUAAUCCUGGCAUAACACCUGUUGGUUGCAAUGAGAUUGGACAACUUGUUAAUGUGACAGCAGAAGAGAUAGACAGAUACAGUGGGUCUGCAAAGGUGGCUUUCCUUAAUGCUGCUAACAGCAGCAUACACAGUCACAAGAGAAGAAGAAGGAACCUAGAGAAGAAUGCACUGGUAGCCUUUCCGAAUGACCGAGCAGCCAGUAUCAAACCCACUGAAAGGCAUAAGAAUUACAUGACUAUUUUUACAAAGACUGAAAGGUAUUCUUAUGUGGACCCAGAGUAUGCUUACACUGAUGAGCAGCAGUCUCAGAGAAUAACUCACAAGCAGUACUACCGUAAUUUCAUAAACAGUUUAAGGGAGCACCGCAUGGAGAAGCAGAAGGCUAGGGAGUUUGAAAAUCUGAACAAUCCUAUAGAUAUUGGUAUAAAACCAGCAGCAGGACUGAAACCACAAGUGAUUUCAGUCAAUAAAAUGGAGAAAAUGGAGGGCAAGAAUCUUUUUAUUUCCAAAGGUCGUCUUCUAACUACGCGUGAAUUGGCAGCUAGAGAAAUCACAUCAUCAGACAGGCCGGCUACUGAUGGUCUUAAUGCUGUACCUUAUACUGAUCAGGAAAAGGAGGACUGCUGUUUAACACUGACACCAAUGCAACUUCAUGAGAUUGUCAUUGGCCCUUCUACUGUUGAUUUUGGCGAAGUAUGUAUACAUUCUUCAUCCACUAGACCACUGAACAUCAUCAAUAAUUUACCACAACAUAUCUGGAUCCAGAUUGAUAUAGAAAGUUUGGAACUUCAGCAGACCAGCCCACUCUCGCAUGUAGUUCCUCCUCUUUCAAGAGCUCAUUUGCCUCUUGUUUUUGAGACAGAUGUACUUGGAAAAUUCCAAAAAUCAGUUACAUAUACCAUAAAUGGGAAACACACUGGCCAUGUCCUUGUGCUUGCAAAAGCAAUUCCUAUUGCUUUGGAACUCUCUACUCACGAGCUUAUUUUGACUCCAAUGUAUGGUGCAUUGGCAAAUUCAGGAUUUAGAGGAAGCAUCAGGUUAUCUAAUCACAGAAACCAUCCAGCAGAGUUCACUUGGAAGCCAGUCAUUACUGAAAAAGGAAUUGCUUUUUCAAUGCGACCAGCAAGAGGUAUUGUGGAUGCAUUCUCGGACCUGGAAUGUGAAGUAGUCUGGCACCCUUCGUUCUUUUCCCCAGAAGAGGGUGAAUUUGACCUCCAUGUCCAUCAAGGAAACACUGUUCAGCUAAAAUGUAUAGCCAAGGUUCCUCCCUGUAAUGUUCAAUUUUUGGAGCAGCGAGUGUUCUUUGCUGCAGCUCCUCUGAACCUGCUCACUGUGAAGACAGCUAUACUUCGAAACAAUGGACAAAACCAUGCUUAUUUUCAGGUAUCUGAUGUAUGUCCACUACCUGGAAUGACUAUUGUACCAACUCAAGGUGUUGUCCCAGUUGGAGGUCAAACAGAACUCAAAAUUUACUUCACUCCAAAUGCAGUGAUGAAAUUUGAUACCCAAGUUGAGGUUAAAGUGCGUAAUACAAAAUCACUGGAGCUUAGAAUUGGUGGAACUGUCAAACCCCCUGAAGUGGAUAUAUCUGUGAAAUGCUUUAAGUUCCAUGGUGUAUACAUUGGUUCCAUUCAUGAAAUCCCAUUCAUGCUUGAGAAUAAAGGUGUAACACGAGCCAGAGUAGAGUUUGACCUAUCUAAAUUCACAGAUUUUGGAUUAAAAUUUAAAGACAAUGCAGGUGUCAAACAAGAUUCCUCAUCUUUGUAUUCUGUAGAGCUGGAAGAAAAAGAGACAUUAGAGUGUGCAUUAGUAUUUUCUCCUAAAGAAGUGGCAGCAUAUGACUUUAAUAUUCCAGUGAAUGUUAACAAUGCAGGUGCUCCUUCACCACCACCCAGUUCAAUACCAAAAACACCUUCUGGGUCAGAAAAACAUAUUGUUGCUCCUCGUCCUCAAACUGUGUUUGUUGUAACUCCAUCACGUCGUGUCCAAGCAACAGGUUUGCGUCCACCACUUCUGCUCUCAGAUUCAAAAAUGGAAUUCGAACUUCAUUCAGGAUUUAUUGACUUCGGAAUUGUGUCAUGCAAUCAGGCUGUUAAGGAUGUAAAACUGAAAAAUAUUUCAAAGCAUGAUAUUGCAUGGAAGUUUGAUCUCAGUCAGGCAGCAAAACACCUACAAUCAGGCAUGUUUAAAAUCGGACAGCAAACAGGAAGCCUUCAACCAGACCAGACCACUAUAGUUGCUUUUUAUUUUUGUCCAUCCCAACCUGGCACAUACACUGCUGAAGUACCACUGUUUCUGGAUAAUGAUUCAGUUAACCCAUAUAGAUUGAUUUAUUUGACUGGUACCGUGAAGUGUCCCUCGAUAAGCUUCAAGCCUCCUCUUGUGUUUUUGACUCCUGUUCCCUUGGAUGCAGAAGCAAAGGCAGAUGUUCUCGUUAUUCCUCAUGACUUUUCAAGAGACACAACACUGCAAGUUGAAAUUCCAGAAGUACAGCUUGAAGAUGGCAGCACUAUUGAUCCCCUUUCAGUGCAGUUCCUAAAUGGCAAUGUUAUUGCAGUUUCAGCCGAAGAGCAGGCUGGUGGAAUAACCUGCUGUAUCACUUUUAGGUCACCAAAGCCUUUGUCUUUCUCAGGGGAUAUCAUUUUCAUUGAUGGAAAUAAUAACAGGUACAAACUUCCAUUUGCAGCAACAGCAGAAAACUGUAUUCUCACUGUAUAUCCUUACUUAGCAGCUCAUCACAUGGACCAGCAAAUUGUCUUGAAAAGUGGACAGAUUGGACAAAGUGAUGUAGAGACUGCUGGGGAAGCAGUUCUGCGUCCAUGCUACACACCAGGAGUAUUAUCGUGUACCUCCUCCUCCAGCUCUACAUAUGAAAUCACCAACUCAUCAUAUGAAGAAUUAAUUCCAGACCCAGAUUACACAGAUGGCAUUUUAAAUGGAAAGAGAAAUGGCUCUGAUUCUGUCAGUCUAGGUCAGGGUGUGAAGGACAAAUGGGGGCUUCUGCUUUUUCCUGAUGAGGACACAGAACAAGGACUCUUCUGUCAGAGGGUUCUGACUGCAGUGCAGAAAUGGUUCAUUCAGUUUGGAUGGCCUAAAGGACCUCAUCCGUUUACUGUUCCACAAUAUCUAAGGCGAGCCGUGUGCAAAAUACAAAUGUCAACUCCACAAACCAGAAAGACAUCUUCUUACAGAUAUCAGCUUCAGAAAGACACAAGAACAGUUUAUGACAUGCUGUUACACUUGAGUGGAGAGCUACUUCCAGGUAUUACUGCAAGUCAGGCCUUGCCCUCUGACCCAAUAGAACGCAUUCUUCAGCUUCACUGGCAGCAUGCCACACUGCUUACUUUCCUCAAAGUACAAGGAGCUAGUCUUGCUCAUGUGAGGCCAGAAUUUCUACUGGAACCUGAAGACUUCAAAACAUGGAAUACACUACAGGCUCAAAUGAAAGAGAUGUAUCCUGGAAGGGAUGCAGACUUAAGUCUGAUGGAUAUUGAGGAUUUUGCAUUUGAGUCUGUGAGCAAACGUGCUUGGACUGAUAUGUUACUUCAGAUAUACAAGGUCCUGGUGCUUUCCAGAAUAGCAUCAGAUAAUAACAGCUGUCCUGCUGAUUCCAGUGGCUUAGAAACCAUACCAAAAAUUAAUCCAGACCCACUAUCUAGUAAUAUAUAUUCAACAUCUGAGAGAAUUCUUCUCACUUGGCUUAAUGUACACUAUGAAAAGAAAAGAAAGGUUAUCUGGGAACACAGUAUAAAAGGGGGAGUACCUCCAAUGAGAUGGAUAAUAAACUUUGAUCGCGAUCUUCUGGAUGGUUUGGUACUUGCUACAUUACUUGCAGCCUAUUGCCCUUUUCUGAUUAAAACACAUUUAGUGAAUAUGUACACUAAUCCAGUGACACCAGAGCAAUGCCUUCACAACUGUCUGGUGCUGGUGAAUGCAUUCCAAGCCAUAAGUCUUGAUAUCGAUGUGCAGGCAACAGAAGUUUGUGAUGGAAAUCCAGUAACUAUGCUUAUUCUUUGUGUAUAUCUAUAUGAAAAACUACCUCAAUACCAUCCAAAAAAGACUGUUGAAUUUGUUGGUGCUCUGCAUGCCACCGUAUUGCGACAGGUAUCUUUGAAAAACAAUAGCUCCAAACCACUGGAAUACAGUGCUACACUUGUGGGGCAUGAUUCUGAAGGUUUUUCACUGCCUAGAGGGAAUGCUGUGACUGUUCCACCAAAGAGCCAAACUGAUGUUACCUUGGAAUUUGUGAGCCACUUCUUGUACCCUGCUGAAGCUUCCUUGCUACUUGUUUCCCGAUCUACCACUGGAACGAUAGGCACUACUAUUGUUUUUUCUUUGAAAUCACAGAUCAACAGUAUUAUCCCAGUUAAUACCAGUAAAUGUGAAUCCCCAUGCUAUGCAUUUAAGAAAAUGCAGUUAGCUAUUACAAAUCCAUUCAGCCGAGGAGGAGAUUUUCGGAUUAUUUUGGUAGAAUCAAAGAAAAAUCUAUAUUCUACACUGCGACUAAAAGAAAGUGGGAAAAGCCCAUUGGUAUCCAAUACUAUCAAAUUUUCAGGGAAUAAUAAAUCUGAAGAUAAAGAAGAAAAAAGUGAUCUCUCAUCCCAGCAGUAUUCCAACCUUAGUGAGUUCUUCAGUCCAGCACAGUCUCUGCAUCUUGAAGCAGAAGGUUCAAGCCAGUUGACGAUUCAUUAUCUUCCUUUUCAUCUGGGAAAACGCUAUUGUACCAUCAUAUUCGUCAAUGAACAGAUUGGAGAAUUUGUCUGCUGCAUAGAAGGAACUGGUGGACUGCCUUUGCCUUUGCCCUUACUUCCUAUGGAAAGUCAUAAUAGUCAACAAACAUACAUUGCCAACCGAGGUGAUGGAAAAGCACAUACAGUGCUACGCUUCAAGUGUGAGAACAAUUCUGUAUUGGAAGAAGACCUUAAAGUGCCACUAAUCAACGAAGCCAGAGAGAAAGCACUAGCCAUAGCAGCACAGCAACAAAUGUCAUUUCUUGAAUAUAGACGAAGAAAACUCACAGGAACCCUAGAGAGCAGUAGCAUUCGAGCUGCUGUUGCAGCUCUGGGAUUGUCUGGAACAGAGACCUGUCAGGUUAUUUCAGAUCUUCUUGACUCUGAGGGGAAGACUUCAGCCCUUUCUUUACUAGAGACAUCUUCGCAGGUUGCUCACCAUUCCAUUAAAUGCACUUAUGAUGUAGCUGAUGUCUCAUCUAGAACUACUGCUUUUGGUUCUGUGUUGAGUAGGUAUUCCUGGCUUCAACUACAUACUUUGCCUGAUGAUAUUAAGGCUAAGCUGAUGGAUGCUUCUAUAGAUUACAAACCUCUUUUUGGUACUGCUGCUGCUGCUGAGCUGUUUAAGUCCCUUCAGGAAAAGGGUAAGGAUUUAGAGGAUUUGAAAUCUAUUAUUGUUUCACCUGUUCUCAAGUUUCAAAGGAAUUAUCCUAAUAAACCUAACUUGGUCUGCAGACAGUCUCAUCCUGCUCUCAAAGAAAAUGCUGUCAUUCUUCCACUAAAGUUCAUUGCAAAAAAUCCUGGGUGCCAUCAAUGCCAAAUUGUUCUGCUGUCUGCACAUGAUGUUCGAGUUUAUAUCAUUGAGUGUGUGGUCAACCAGAAUAGUGCUGAAGCAACACUUCAGUUUGUAACUCCAGUACAUCAAGCUGUCACACAAGAAAUACCAAUUAGUAAUCAGACACUGGAAGACUGGAAGCUUCAAGCUGUUCUGGAGGGCAGUUGUUUUUAUGGCCCACCAUUUUUACAUGUUAAAACUGGAGAAGUGGCAAAUUAUCCCUUGAUGUUCAAGCCCAUGUUUGAGUGUGUGAACAUGGGCCAGCUUACAUUGAAAAAUGAAACAGAUGGUACUGAACACAUCUUUGCCCUCAGAGGAGUUGGAAAAAAACCAAUGGCCCUGGAUCAUAUUGUGAUAGACAGCCAAGUGAAGCAAAUUAGCCAUAAGGUUCUGAUGGUCCCCAAUUAUACACAGAGCAAGAUUACAUGCAAGGUGGUAUCAGAUCUAGCAAUCGUUGGUGGAGCACCGACUGUUACUAUAAAACCUGGUGAAAUAACACCAUAUGAGUUAAAUGUAUCCCCUUGGAAACGUGGAAAAUUCUCAGGUGUAAUUUCAUUUGUUGCUGAAAACGUAGAACAGCAGCUGCCACUGCCACUACUAUGCACCAGUCUGCAAGACAAGACAGAUGGAGCAAGUCCUAAAGUCUAUGAGGUAUGGUACACAUUAACAAUUAACAGCCUCCCGAACCCACCAGAAAGACUGAUAACAGUGAACUGUCCUGUCCAGAAAACUGUUGAAGUGGAAAUCCCAAUUUCUAAUCCAACCCAUGGAAAUUUGGAUUUGAGUGUGCUAUUAGAAGGAGCAGGACUUGCUGGAAGUGACAGUCUUUUCCUGAAUCAAGAGGAAACAUGCUCCUACAUGGCAAUAUUUUCCCCUUCUGUUACUGGAAGAUCAGCUGGAAGGAUCAUUUUCCAGUCAAAUAUUGUAGGCGAGUUUUGGUAUCAGUUGGAAUUAAUUGCUGAGGAACCAUUGCCAACGACGUUGCCUGAAGUGCAAUGUGAACUGGGAAAGUGGACUCGAUUAUUUAUCCUACUAGAUAAUCCGACAGAUGAACUACUAGAAUUAGAGACUGUCAAUAGUAAUCGUGGAAACUUUUUGUUGGAAAUUGAGCCAAAACAACCUGUGAAAGUAAUGCCACACUCCACCACCAAAGUACCAGUUCAAUUUUGUCCGUCUGCACUAGGACGUGCCAGCCACAAGUCAACUGUCACAUUUAAAUGUCCACAGCUUAAUAAAUGGCUGUUUCAUUUGUCUGGAUUUGGCCUUAUACCUCAGCCUAUGGAACCUGUCAGCAUCAGUACAUGCAUUGGAUCCCACUGCUCAGUUAUCGUGCCCUUCAGAAACCCCACUGACAAGAAUGUUCUAGUUGAUAUACUGCUUACAGAUCAGGAACAGACCAUGCAUCGACUGAGUGCUUCUGUUUUACGCCAGUCAAUCAAUAAAGAGUCUGCAUUCUGUCUGCCUCUAAAAAAGAUGCAAGGAAUAGCACUGCCUCCAAAAGGCAAACUAGACAUACCUGUAGUCUUUGCUCCAGAUACUAUGAAAUUGUAUGAAGCGUUGCUUGUUAUCCACCUGAUGAAAGAAGACAAGGAGAGUUGGCCAUAUGAUGACCUCAACAAGCAAAACUCAGAGCUAAAAAGUGUCAGCUUCAGUGAAGAUGGAAAAAUCUAUGGAAUUCGUUGGAUUUAUCCAGUUCAUGGCAUUCCAGAGGCACUACCUUUGAAAACAACACCAACUGUAAUUUGCUGUCGGGCCAGAAAUAGAAUUGAAGAAAGAAUAGAAGUCUUAUUAACUGGUGCAGUUCCAGGACCAACAGCUACACCUUUAACGAGAGUCCAAAGAGCCAGCUCUGCUAAUCAUUGCUUGAUCAGUAGUGUUCAAGAUGAAGUACAUGUUACUGAAGGCCUAUCAACUGCAGACGAAUUUAACUAUCAGAUUCAGUAUGAGUCUGAGCAAGUCAAAUCUCAGAUGGAAUCCUCCAUAGCCCUCAAUUUAGUUGACAAGGAGCGAGAUAUACACACUGGAAUUGUUACUCUGACCUUCAAUAUUGUUUAUUCUCCUUAUAAACCAUUCAGGUGUACAGCAAUACUAGUUAUCCAGUGUGCUACUGGAGGUGUCUGGAAAUUUCCAAUCGAGUUCAUUGCCACUCAGCCAGAGAUUGAUGAUGUCAUAAAUAUUGAAGCAACUGGGCUAAAUAAAGAGUCUUUUGUUGGAUUUAGACUCACAAGUCAAACUAGGUCCCCAACACCAUUCACUGCAUAUUUCCUUCCAGGCAGUGAUCCUGAGUUCGCUGUAGCCCCCCAGACAGGAGAACUUCUGCCUCCUGAUACUGCUGGAACACGUAUUACUAUUGGACUGAAACCAAAAAUGUACAGCAAGAAGUAUCAAGCAAUGCUAGUGAUUCAGACAGCUGAGACACAAUGGAUGUACAAGAUCAAUGGAAUGCAACCACAAAGCACACCCCCUACUGUUCGUGCUGGUAGAAUUGCCUCUGUGGGGUACAUACAGCCUGCUAAGGUCCGACAGCGCAACUUUAUCCGUGAAAAUCUCAAGCUGAUUACCACUGCAGUGUCAUCUCCUAUCAAGGGAACUCCUUUAGUCAUACGCACAAAAUAAUUUGCUGUAUUUUUCAGCAUGAUGUGUAAUGCACAAUUAAUGAAGUCAAAGUCAUUUCUUUUGAUAAAGCCUCAGAUACACUGUGAGACAUUAAGACAUCAAUUGAGCUAUGCAUGAAGAAGACUAUUUUUUUCAGAACUGUAACACUCGAUGCACAUUAUGUCAUGCACUGUGAUUGACUGUGGCAUUUCAGUUUUAUGUUAAUUUGUGUAAUUUGUGUAAUGAACACAAAUAGCAUACAUUUUUUUAGAAAUUCCAACUAAUACUAAAUAAGUACCAUCAAGAUAAUAGACAACAUUCUGAAUAUAUGCAUUUUCUCUGUUUUCUAUUUGUUGUAAAUAAUACCCUAAAUUAAUAGUUAUUUGUUUAGUUACUGUAGAAAUAUUACAACAUAUUCUGUCUUAAAUGUCAUUUCUAAGUCUAGCAAUGUACAAAGUUUACAGUUUAGUAGCAAAUCAAAAAGUGUACAGUUUUAUCUGUAAUGCAAGAUAAGAAAAUAAAUCUAAUUUCUUGCA
Molecule: messenger RNA, 10182 nt
Organism: Protopterus annectens (West African lungfish)
Lineage: Eukaryota; Metazoa; Chordata; Ceratodontiformes; Protopteridae
Gene: CFAP47
Product: cilia and flagella associated protein 47
Exons: 63
Coding region: 125-9667 (3180 amino acids)
Molecular function (GO): protein binding
Source: RefSeq, a predicted model, not a curated record